GUUCCUGAUUUUUUAAAAUACAUACUGAAAUUAUCUGUAUCUCCGAUGAUUAUGAAAACCAAGGUUAAUCGAAAAUGGGAACAAUUUACAGCUGUUUCAAAGUACACGCUCCGUUUAGUUUAUGUUUAUCGAAUGGCACUGACACAAAAUGGCCGACAAGUAAUACCAGCCGCCCAAAUUGGCUCAAAGUGCGCAUUCACAUCUAAAUCAACUCAUUUGGCCUCUGCAAACUGGAGCAGACAGCUCCUGGAUCUCUUUAACCUACUUUUAUGCAAUAUUUCAUACGCAGUUGUUUUGAUAAUAUCGACCUUGCGCUGUGCUCGUUUUGAUUGGCCGUUCGUUCGCCCGUGCCCCCCUUUUUUACCAUUUAAACCAAUCACCAUUGGGUACAUAGUGACGUCAUCUGGUAAACAAACAGGAGUCCGGCGGCCAUUACAGUCCAAGGCUGACAGCAAAAAAACAAAAGGCGAAAAACCCCUUAAGUCGUUUCGAGAAAUAACAACGCUACAGCUGAUUGAAAGGUGGCUACCCCAGUACAUUUGUCCCAACGCCAUGAAAGACCCAAGGCUAAAUCACGUGACCCUCGGCGAAGACGCGACCCUGACCAACCAGAACGGGUCAUCAGAGCCAGACCCGUUCGCCGAGUAUUUGUGGAUGGAGCACGAGGAGGAGUUUAACCGGCAGGUGGUGGAGGAGCUGUGGGAGGAGGAAUUCAUGGAGCGCUGCUUCCAGGAGAUGCUGGACGAGGAGGAACGGGAAUGGUUCGUCCCGUCCAGAGAUCUGCCGGACGCCCGGCAGAUGGAUCUGCGCGCAGUGACAAACAUGAUGAGCCCCCUGAACCCCAACGCCAAGGAGUUCACGCCCGGCAUCCAGAAGCACGUCAUGUGACCGCGGGCCCCGGACAAAAUGGCUGUAGCUUUGGCGCGUCCCCGAUCGUUAUCGCGCACUUUGAUCGGCUCACGUUGUCAUGUGUGAUGUGGCGUUGCGCUGUUUGUGGCUUCGGGUAGGUGCUGUGUUACCCACAAUGCUUUGCUGCUGUCCUCUUUGUACAAAGGCACUAAACUACUGUAGCGCGAAGACAAAAUGUUGUAAAGAACAAAAAAAAUCUAUUUUUCUUAAACUGUUUGAAAAUAAAUGUUGAAGGAAAAAGUCAAAA
Messenger RNA from Corythoichthys intestinalis (scribbled pipefish), 1156 nucleotides. Its product is annotated as polyadenylate-binding protein-interacting protein 2-like. Bases 46 to 888 code for a protein of 280 amino acids. Gene Ontology annotation, cellular component: cytoplasm. Gene Ontology annotation, molecular function: mRNA regulatory element binding translation repressor activity. NCBI's taxonomy places the organism in Eukaryota, Metazoa, Chordata, Actinopteri, Syngnathiformes, Syngnathidae. Gene Ontology annotation, biological process: negative regulation of translational initiation. The record is from RefSeq and is a predicted model, not a curated record. The transcript is spliced from 5 exons.